AGUAAAAAACCAAGCACCCACUAUACUACCGUAUUUAAGAGGUGUGUGUGAUAGAUUUUUUUCUCGGUAUAUCCGCAACAAACAGACUUUCUUGAAAAAUCCUUACAACUUUUAAGCAUGUGUGGUGGUGCUAUAAUUUCCGAUUGGAUACCGCCGCCUCGAUCUUCGCGCCGGUUAACUUCCGACCUGUUAUGGGAUUUCUCCGAUCUCAACAACAACAAUGAGGAGAAGAAGAAGAAGAAGAAGAAUGGUUCUUGUAAGACAUUGAGAUCUGAGGUUGUAGACUUUGCUGCUGAUUUUCAGGAUUUUAACGAUUGUUUCGAUGAUGAUUUUAAGGAUUAUUCUUUCGAUGUUAAGCCUCUUGUUUUCCAUGCUUCUCAACUCUCUCAACCCGCUCCUGGAUCCAAAUCAUUGAAUUCUGUUGAUUCAAACAAGGAAAUUGAGAAGUCUUCCAAGAGAAAGAGGAAGAAUCAGUAUCGGGGAAUCAGACAGCGUCCUUGGGGUAAGUGGGCAGCUGAAAUACGUGAUCCACAGAAGGGAGUCCGCGUCUGGCUCGGAACUUUCAGUACUGCAGAAGAAGCUGCCAGAGCUUAUGAUGUUGAAGCUCGGAGGAUCAGAGGCAAUAAAGCUAAGGUAAACUUUCCUGAUGAAGCUCCAGUUCCUGCCCCAAGGCAAGCUGCUAAGGUAAAUCCUGAGAAGGUUCUUUCUGAUGAGAGUUCCAACCCAGUUCUGUCCGACACCGCGUUAAUGAAUUUGACUGAUGGAUGUUGCAACAACCUGGGCUUUUUUGAAGAGAAAACGAAAAAACUGUAUGGCUAUAAAGUUUUGCGCACUACUACUGUAAAUAUGGGACCUAACUCAUAUGUCCCUCCACCUGCUGCUGGUGUUUACUUCAAUUCUGACCAAGGAAGUAACUCAUUUGACCCCUCCGACUUUGGUUGGGGAGAAACGUGUUCCAGGACUCCAGAAAUAUCAUCUGUUCUGUCAGCUGCUAUAGAAUGUGAUGAAACUCAAUUUGUUGAAGGUGCCGAUGUGGAGGUGAACCUAAAAUCUUGUUCCAACAAUUUGGUGCCCGAUGAUGGAAACACUGCUAACAAGCCACCUGAAGAAUUUCCAGCUUUUGAAUCCCAGAUGAAGUUCUUUCACACCCCAUAUCCGGAAGCAAAUUGGGAUGUAUCAGUUGAUGCUUUCCUUAACGCAGAUGCAUCUCAGGGUGGCGAAAAUGCUGUGGACCUUUGGUCCAUUGAUGAACUUUCUUCUUUAAUGGGAGGUGUCUACUAAGCUAAGAAUGCGCUAUGUGAAUAAGGCUUCACAUGAGUUGAGGUUUGCUUCAUCUUUCGCCUCCAAGGAACUCUUAUGUUCUGGAGGAUGAUGGCAACCAUUCAAGCAUGUUUAGGGCCCAUGAAUGGUAUGCUCAGUGGGUGUUUUGGUUAUUGACCAUUAGACCAAUUAGGUUAUUAACAACUGUAGACAACAAGCUGAAGAUUUUAAAUUUUGCAUCCACAUGUGGAUGAUAAUUGAUGAGUCCAAAUGCUUUAUAUGUCGGCUUGGUUAUUUUACUAUUGCAAGUUGCUUUCACAUGGUA
Molecule: messenger RNA, 1585 nt
Organism: Capsicum annuum
Lineage: Eukaryota; Viridiplantae; Streptophyta; Magnoliopsida; Solanales; Solanaceae
Product: ethylene-responsive transcription factor RAP2-12
Exons: 2
Coding region: 118-1281 (387 amino acids)
Biological process (GO): ethylene-activated signaling pathway; regulation of DNA-templated transcription
Molecular function (GO): DNA-binding transcription factor activity; DNA binding
Source: RefSeq, a predicted model, not a curated record